This is a messenger RNA of Phalaenopsis equestris, 1633 nucleotides long. RefSeq names its product 3-oxoacyl-[acyl-carrier-protein] synthase, mitochondrial. Lineage: Eukaryota; Viridiplantae; Streptophyta; Magnoliopsida; Asparagales; Orchidaceae. Gene Ontology annotation, molecular function: 3-oxoacyl-[acyl-carrier-protein] synthase activity. The coding region runs from base 44 to 1435 and encodes 463 amino acids. Gene Ontology annotation, biological process: fatty acid biosynthetic process. The transcript has 13 exons. The record is from RefSeq and is a predicted model, not a curated record.
GCCAGUCCAAUCACCUUUCCGGUUAAGAACUCCUCAAGGCAUCAUGACCCCUUUUGUCCGCUCCACUAGGGAGCUCUUCCGCGGGUUCUCCAGCCGGGCGUUCGAUCCACCGCCGGUGAGUCUUCGCCGCCGUGUCGUUGUCACCGGACUGGGGAUGGUCACACCGCUAGGGUGUGGGGUGGAGACCACGUGGAGGCGGCUCUUGGAGGGUCGCUGCGGCGUUCGAGAGCUAUCACCGGCUGAUCUCAGGAUGGAAGGUUUCGAUGAGGCCACUGUGAUGCACACAUACGAGCAAUUGGCGUCCAAGGUUGUUGCCGCAGUUCCCUGUGGCAAGGAAGAAGGUGAGUUCGACGAGGAGAGGUGGCUUCACACAAAGGAGCAUAAAUCCGUGGCAAGGUUUAUAUCUUACGCUCUAUGUUCUGCUGAUGAAGCUCUUGGAGAUGCAAAAUGGUAUCCAGAUGAACAGGAGAGAAAGGAGAGAACGGGUGUUUCCAUUGGUGGAGGCACUGGAUGCAUAUCUGACAUUUUAGAAGCAGCAAAACUGAUUUGUGAGAAGCGAGUACGCCGACUUAGUCCCUUUUUCAUCCCCCGAAUUUUGAUCAACAUGGCAGCUGGUCAUGUUAGCAUUAAAUAUGGGUUCAGGGGACCAAACCAUGCUGCUGUGACAGCUUGUGCGACAGGUGCUCACUCCAUUGGGGAUGCUAUGCGGAUGAUUCAAUUUGGUGAUGCAGAUGUUAUGGUUGCUGGAGGAACAGAGUCAAGUAUUGAUGCAUUAUCAGUCGCUGGAUUCUGUAGAUCAAGAGCGUUGGCUACAAAAUACAAUUCUGUUCCUGAAGUUGCUUCACGACCAUUUGAUUGUGGUAGAGAUGGAUUUGUCAUUGGUGAGGGCUGUGGUAUCUUGAUACUGGAGGAACUCAAUCAUGCAAUACAUAGAGGAGCUAAAAUCUAUGCAGAAAUUCGAGGAUAUGGAAUGUCAGGUGACGCUCAUCACAUUACUCAACCUCAUAGUGACGGAAGGGGAGCUAUUCUUUCUAUGGAACGUGCACUAGAACAGUCUGGACUUCUUCCCACUGAUAUGGACUACAUAAAUGCUCAUGCUACAUCUACUCCUCUUGGUGAUGCUGUAGAGGCUAAAUCAAUGGAAUAUGUCUUCUCCAACCAUGCAACAUCUGGUGCUUUAGCAUUCUCCUCCACAAAGGGUGCUACAGGCCACCUUCUUGGAGCUGCUGGUUCGGUUGAAGCAAUAUUUUCGGUUCUUGCCAUCCAUCAUGGGAUUGCACCUUUGACAUUAAACCUUGAAAAGCCUGAUCCAGCCUUUCAUGGUUCAUUCAGCCCUCUAACCGCCUCAAAAGAGAUGCCCAUCAGAACUUCGCUCUCAAACUCUUUCGGCUUUGGUGGGACCAAUGCGUCCUUACUUUUCACAAGUCUGCCUUAACCUGAUCCUGCAUGCGUAAACUUCAGAUGCUCUAGGAACGCAUGGUUUUUUUAUUUGACAUAAAAGAAGCUGUUUGCCAUUUCAGAGAGGGGCUUUGUUGGAGGCAAUUUUGUUCUUUUGCUCAAAUGUUCAAAGUUCUCAGGUAAUGGCAGAGAAUACGGUUGGCUUUUGGUGUGCGUGGUUCGUUUGCAGAAAAAG